CGCUAAUUCUUUCAAGGAUUCACGUACUUUCUCUGCGGCCAAGGCAGCCAACCAGACUCACCCACGUCCACACAUCCAUAGAAACGCAUUCACUCACUCACACACACACACACACACGCGCACCUGUCCCCGCCUUCCUCUCUGCUGCAUCGAAUCGAGCCGCGACAGAGCCAUGCCAUCCCUAGCUAAGCAUGCCCACCCCAUACACACACAACACAACGCAGGGCAGGGCAGGGCAGGGCAGGGCACGCACAGCACAUGCCAGAGUAUAUAUACGGACGGCUAUAUAUCCACAUAACAUGCAGGCCAGCCAGCCAGCCAGCCAUGAAGGAAUGCCAUGAAUGAAUCUACUCAGUCCGCCUCCCUCCCUCGCUCCCACUCUCUCCCUAUCUACGCCACGCCUGGGUGUGUCUGCUGCAUGUGGGUGUGUGUGUCUAUCAGUCCUCCCCCUCCUCGGGCGGGGCGUUCUCGUCGAUCUCGCCACCAUCUGUGUGACACACACACACACACACACACGUGUACACAAGUGACACAGGUGAAUGGGCGGCUUCACGUGUGUGUACCUGACGGCAGUUCCUCCUCCAGUGGGUGCGGCUCUGGCUGCUCGACCAAAUCCUCGGGCUCCUCCUGAAUGUCACCUGCGCGCACACAAGCGGAGAGCAGGGGAGAGAGAGGGAGUGCGUGUCGGCUGAUGCCCUCCCUCCCUGUGUGAGGGCGUUGCGUUGCGUAGGGUACCAGGUGCGGUUGGGUAGAAGGGCGGCACGCCAGCCUUCAGGCCAUAGCCUAUGUACACAGUCACGUACUUCUUGCCCUGUAAGUGGGACGGACAGAUACAACACACACACACACACACACAGACAGACAGGAUACACACACACACAGGAGAGAGAGAAGCAGACACGCGUGCUGCGCGUGGCUGUGUGCGCUCCUUCUCCCUGUCUGCACUGGGCUGCACUGCAGUCCACUUGACUUGACUGACCUGUGCAGCAAUGACAGCCCCGGGCCAUCUGAGGCUCUUGACGACCGUGACGGCGUAGCUCGUGGCGGCGUCCUUGACCGUGUAGGGCGCCGUGUCGCCCACCUGCUUGACCGACCACGCACUCUCAGACUCGCCUACCGCUGCGGUAAUUAUCACACAACAAACACAAUACAGAUAACUAACAGGGGGCGGCACAAGUGUGUGUGGUGGUGGGGUGAGGUGACUUACGUGGGUCAGUGUCCAGCGUGCGAAGGAUGUCCUGCGGCGGGUCAGCCUCCUUCUGCGCAUUGAUCUGCACCCAGACACCCAGACACACAUGUGCCUUGCUGUUGGUGGUUCUCCGGCAAUGUUGCCUGACCUCAUUGGCCUUCUGCGGCUCGGCCUCCUCGUCUACCUCGGGAUACUGGGUCUUGCCUGCGGAUGGAUGGAUGGAUGGAUGCGUGUGUGUGUGUGUGCGUGUGUCGGUAGGUACCGUUGAUGAGUAUGUAGUCCCUGCAGUGCGUCCACUUGUCGGCCGACGCGAAGUCCUCGCCGACCGGGUACUCAAACUCCAAAUCCUCCUCAAUGCCCUCUGUUAAACAGGCACACACACGCAAACAAAUCUGGUCUAUCUGUGUUGUCUGUCGUUGGCGGCGGGUGUGUGGUGGUGUGUGUGUUGAUGUACCGCCCUCCUCUUGUGGUUUGAAGAGGCCGGCAGGGCACAGCACCGUAUCGCUACUGAUCAACGCUAUCUGGCAACUGACCCACACACCAACACAUGAAUCAUGUGUCUGUCUGUGUGGAGGGAGGGCGUCUGUGGAUGCCUUUCUCUGUCUGCCUGUGUGUUACCGGAGGAGUUGUUUCUCCGUGCCGGGGAACCAGGGGUGGGAAAUCACCAGACGAUUCAGAUCGCCUGCGUCCACCCCUCCACACACACACCAACAGGCGCAAAUGUGGCGUCUGUCCGUGGGUUUGUGUGUGUGGAGGGGUGGUGUGUCUUGCCGGUGAACAGCUUCUUGAUCUGACGGGCAGCUAGAAUCUGCACCCACACACCCAAAGUGACGUUCGAAUGCUCUUGGUGUGUGCGGUGUUGUGUGCACCGUACCUCCUUGGGCAACGCGUCAGGCAGCAGCACCCACGGCUCCAAUACUACGCACACACAUAUGACGAGCACUUGCACUCGCCACCGCUCGUGUGUGUGUGUGUGUGUGUGUGUGAUACCGUUAUUGGUGACCCAGUAGGUGUAUGUGUUGACGCCCGUGCCGCGCGCCUCUACCUCAGGGUCGGCACCUGACACACACACACACACACACACACGCAGGGAUGGAUGUGCGAGAGGUUUGGUUGUGUGGUGGCUGGCUGGUACACUUACUCUCGUCGAUGCCUUCGAUCUGCCCCUCCGCUACGUAAUAGUCGCGCUCAGUCCCUGCACCACACACAUGGCGUUCCUCUGGUCAAUGUGCGUGUAGCGUGCGACGCCCAACCAAUGCGUUCGUCACAUCUGUCCGCCCAUCCCAUCCCCUCAGCCGCCCACUCACCGAGUAUCUUGCCCCAGAAACGGAGCGACUGCAGGCCAGGAGUGUUCGCGCCCAGACGCUGGACCCACAACACAACACAACACAACACAACACAACAGAACAGAACAGAACAGAACAGAACAGAACAUACACACGACUGACAGCGCCCUCCGAUCUCCCCCCCCAACGCUCCCACGCACCCACCCUGAGUGAGCACGCGAGUCGGUACGUUUCCGUCUUGCUGAAACCGACGCCCGCCCACUCGAGGAUGGCGGCCUCCUCCAUGAAGUUGGGCAGCGACGGCACCGGCAGCGCAGACCCGUCCUCGCCCGCCGGCACCUAUUAGCACCCAUCGGCAGGACACGUCAACGCACAAACAGAGAGCUGCCGGGUGACUUACCGAGGUGAGGUUGACGGUCUCUGCCAUCCAUUUCUGCAAACGCUCCUGAGCAACACACACACACACACACACACACACACGCACCACAUCCACAGCCAGCCAUCCUUCCCGCGCGCAUUAGGCAUUCAUUCACGUCGCUCCGGUGGCUCACCCACCAGUAGUGCGGGGUCCUCGGGCAUGGGCAGCACCUGGUCGGGCGAGGACUCGCUGGGGAACGAGGUCUCCUUGAUGUAUCGCGAGAAGGCCUCGAAGGUGUCAUAGGCGUCGGCGGGUUUCUCGGUGAUGACCUUGGAGAGCACAUGGGUCAUGUGCUCGAAGAGGUUCUUGCCGCCGCCAUGGUCCUUCUUCAGGAAGGCCAACGCCGAAUCUACAGUCACCUCAGACGUCAUUUCGGGCGAGAAAGAGGAGGGUCUCGUGCGAGC
Molecule: messenger RNA, 3297 nt
Organism: Vitrella brassicaformis
Lineage: Eukaryota; Vitrellaceae
Source: the annotation of a GenBank genome assembly